AUGCUGUGGCUGGCCCUUGGCCCCUUCCAUGCCAUGGAGAACCAGGUGCUGGUGAUUCGCAUCAAGAUUCCAAAUAGUGGAGCGGUGGACUGGACAGUGCACUCGGGGCCGCAGCUACUCUUCAGGGAUGUGUUGGAUGUGAUAGGCCAGGUUCUGCCUGAAGCAACAACCACAGCAUUUGAAUAUGAAGAUGAAGAUGGUGAUCGAAUUACAGUGAGAAGUGAUGAAGAAAUGAAGGCAAUGCUGUCAUAUUAUUAUUCCACAAUAAUGGAACAGCAAGUAAAUGGACAGUUAAUAGAGCCUCUGCAGAUAUUUCCAAGAGCCUGCAAGCCUCCUGGGGAACGGAACAUACAUGGCCUGAAGGUGAAUACUCGGGCUGGACCCUCUCAACACAGCAGCCCAGCAGUCUCAGAUUCACUCCCAAGCAAUAGCUUAAAGAAAUCUUCUGCUGAACUGAAAAAAAUAUUAGCCAAUGGCCAGAUGAAUGAACAAGACAUACGGUAUCGAGACACUCUUGGUCAUGGCAAUGGAGGCACAGUCUACAAAGCAUAUCAUGUUCCAAGUGGGAAAAUAUUAGCUGUAAAGGUCAUACUACUAGAUAUUACACUGGAGCUUCAGAAGCAAAUUAUGUCUGAAUUGGAAAUUCUCUAUAAGUGUGAUUCAUCAUAUAUCAUAGGGUUUUAUGGUGCAUUUUUUGUGGAAAACAGGAUUUCAAUAUGUACAGAAUUCAUGGAUGGAGGAUCUUUGGAUGUAUAUAGAAAGAUUCCAGAGCAUGUCCUUGGAAGAAUUGCAGUGGCGGUUGUUAAAGGCCUUACUUAUUUGUGGAGUUUAAAGAUUUUACAUAGAGAUGUGAAGCCCUCCAAUAUGCUAGUAAACACAAGGGGACAGGUCAAGCUGUGUGACUUUGGAGUUAGCACUCAGCUAGUGAAUUCUAUAGCCAAGACGUAUGUUGGAACAAAUGCUUAUAUGGCGCCUGAAAGAAUUUCAGGGGAGCAGUAUGGAAUCCAUUCUGAUGUCUGGAGCUUAGGAAUCUCUUUCAUGGAGCUUGCUCUUGGGAGGUUUCCAUAUCCUCAGCGAGCCUUGCUGCCCUGGAAACAGACUGAAGGAACUUUGGAAAAGAUUCAGAAAAACCAGGGAUCUUUAAUGCCUCUCCAGCUUCUGCAGUGCAUUGUUGAUGAGGAUUCGCCCGUCCUUCCCGUUGGAGAGUUCUCCGAACCGUUUGUACAUUUCAUCACUCAGUGCAUGCGAAAACAGCCAAAAGAAAGGCCAGCACCUGAGGAACUGAUGGGCCACCCAUUCAUCAUGCAGUUCAAUGACGGAAAUUCCACCGUGGUGUCCAUGUGGGUGUGCAGGGCGCUGGAGGAGAGGCGGAGCCAGCAGGGGCCCCCCUGAGACUGCAGUAGGAUGCUGAAAGCCCAGGACUUGUCACCAAGGGGAAGAUCCACCUCGUGCCCUUCUCCGUUUGCUGUCUGCACCAGAAGAGCUUUGCUGGACCCAGGCCUCUCUGCUCUCACCUUCAACUCUGCUGGCAGACGACCUUGCCUAGGGAGCCCUCGAGGGCAGCCAGCCCCUGCCGGAGCAAGCCCUCUCCCCCACCUCAGGUCCAGAGGCCUGACUGGCAGGGUGGGUAGAGGGGUUGGGGCAUUGAGAAGCGAGGCCCCUGUGCCCUUGUCCCUCUGCCUUUUUCCCAGUCUUCUUUGUAAAGGAUCAGGCUCCGUCAGCGACACUGAUGGGAAUAAAAAUAUUACUGCUUUGUGA
Phacochoerus africanus (Common warthog) is the source of this 1758-nucleotide messenger RNA. RefSeq names its product mitogen-activated protein kinase kinase 5 (gene MAP2K5). Gene Ontology annotation, molecular function: ATP binding; protein binding; protein kinase activity. The record is from RefSeq and is a predicted model, not a curated record. Lineage: Eukaryota; Metazoa; Chordata; Mammalia; Artiodactyla; Suidae. Gene Ontology annotation, biological process: protein phosphorylation. Bases 1 to 1392 code for a protein of 463 amino acids. The transcript is spliced from 23 exons.